Jaculus jaculus (lesser Egyptian jerboa) is the source of this 930-nucleotide messenger RNA. Its product is annotated as olfactory receptor 8B3-like. The transcript has a single exon. The record is from RefSeq and is a predicted model, not a curated record. Gene Ontology annotation, cellular component: membrane. Gene Ontology annotation, molecular function: G protein-coupled receptor activity; olfactory receptor activity; odorant binding. Gene Ontology annotation, biological process: G protein-coupled receptor signaling pathway; sensory perception of smell. NCBI's taxonomy places the organism in Eukaryota, Metazoa, Chordata, Mammalia, Rodentia, Dipodidae. Bases 4 to 930 code for a protein of 308 amino acids.
AGAAUGCCCCUGUCAAAUGGUUCUUUGGUAACUGAAUUCAUUCUCUUGGGGUUAACAGACCAACCUGACCUUCUAAUACCUCUAUUCUUACUUUUUCUGGUAAUAUAUUUGAUUACUUUAUUGGGGAAUUUGGCUUUGAUAAUUCUUAUUGUGCUGAACUCUCACCUUCACACCCCCAUGUACUUUUUCCUUUUUAACUUGUCCUGCAUAGACCUUUGUUAUUCCUCUGUGAUUACACCAAAAAUGCUAAUGAACUUCAUAAUAGAAAAUAACACAAUCUCUUAUAUGGGAUGCAUGAGUCAGCUCUUUUUCUUUUGUUUUUUUAUCAUUUCUGAAUGCUAUGUGCUUGUGUCAAUGGCUUAUGAUCGCUAUGUGGCUAUCUGCAAUCCACUCUUGUAUAACACUGUCAUGUCUUUAAAGGUUUGCUCAUAUCUUAUGCUUGGUUCAUACUUGAUGGGGUUUUUGGGUGCUGUGAUCCACACUGGAUGCAUGUUGAGACUGACCUUCUGUGAUAGAAACACCAUCAACCACUAUUUCUGUGAUGUUCUCCCUUUGCUCCAGCUCUCCUGCACCAGCACCUAUGUCAAUGAGACAGAGAUUUUUAUUGUGGGUGGAAAAGACAUCAUUGUUCCUACUGUCAUCAUCUUUACCUCUUAUGGUUUCAUCCUUUCCAGCAUUCUCCAAAUAAGGUCCACAGAGGGCAGGUCCAAAGCCUUCAGUACUUGCAGUUCCCAUAUGUUCGCUGUUUCUCUGUUCUUUGGCUCAUGUGCAUUUAUGUAUCUCAAACCUUCCUCUGCUAUCUCUAUGGAUGAGGGAAAGUUCUCUUCUAUUUUUUAUACCAUUGUUGUUCCUAUGCUGAACCCCUUAAUCUAUAGCUUGAGGAAUAAAGAUGUUAAUGUUGCCCUGAGAAAAACUCUGAGCAAGAAGUAG